Molecule: messenger RNA, 4872 nt
Organism: Oncorhynchus keta (chum salmon)
Lineage: Eukaryota; Metazoa; Chordata; Actinopteri; Salmoniformes; Salmonidae
Product: NACHT, LRR and PYD domains-containing protein 1 homolog
Exons: 8
Coding region: 196-1470 (424 amino acids)
Biological process (GO): regulation of apoptotic process; innate immune response; inflammatory response
Source: RefSeq, a predicted model, not a curated record
CACUAUUUGUAUUGAUUUGCAUUAGUUUAAUUUCGGAACUUUUAUCUUGAAGGCCAACCGUUGAUUCCACGACUGUGGCUAAUCGCUAUUGUGGCUCAAUUCACAUCGGUAGGACGUUCCAGCCUUCUCACUAGUUGAACCAGACAGAAGCAGGCAGCCGACGUCAUUAUCCAUUUGAACUGUAUCGGACCGAAAAUGGCCACGUUAAAACAACAAGAUACUCUGAUGGAAUGCUUGAGUUGCAGCCAUCUUAAGACCGCAGAAAUUUGGAUUGCGCUUGAGCCGUUAGUGUCUACAGAAAAUGAGAUUUCAAUCUACAGACUUGAAUCUAUCGCAGGACGCUAUGAGUGCACAAUAUCAGGGCUGCGCUGGGUAUGUGAGAGCAAAGUCACACUUCUGUACCACUUCAGCUCUUGGGAUCCUCACAGGGCAUUGCUACAAAGCAUGGGGUACAGGCAAGCAGGCCCCCUACUGGACAUCAAAAUCAUUGAAGGAAAACUGAAAGAAGUGCAUCUGCCACAUUUUGCCUGUUUUGGUGCACGUAUGGAUAUCAGCUAUACUGAACAAGACAUUGUUUUAUUUACCUGGGAAUUCUCAAUACAUAUUAAAAUAAAUGUUUUAAUCAAACUGAUAAUGUUCUGGUUUCUGUCCAUUUUAGGGGUUGGAGAUUGUUAUGAUCCCUCUAUAAAGCAGAAAGUGAGAGUUCUUCAUGUAGAAGGCAGUGGUGUGUCCAUAGAACAAGUGGAUAAGGUCACCCGCUUCCAUGUCAAGGUUCUCCAUCCAUCUUUCUCUCUGAGAGGUGUUAUCCUGCAGGCAUUAGGGUGUUCCGUGCACUGUGACUUGCAGAUCUACCGAGCCAGGACAGCACACCUCACGCUACAUGCAUAUCUGAUGCCAUGUGAUCCUGCACUAACACAGGCAGUGGAGAAACAGGAGAAGUGUCAUGGAUCCACAAGGAUCCUAAAACCAAGACCAGAGAAGUCCCAAUGGUUGACUAGUGAUUUCUACCUCACAACAUCCUGUCCUUCUGAUGUUAACCCUCGUAGAUUGGAGCUCGCAUAUGUUGACCCACCAAACUUCUUUGAGGUGUUUAUAAGAGACGCAGAUUUAGACUUCAGUCUGAACCUAAGCUGUAAAAGUCGUAAACAAACCAUAUGGAACCACGAAAUACGAGCAGCUGAAUACAGGGGUUCCAUCUUGACCUCAGACCAGCACUUUGUGGACCUCCACCAGACAGCCCUGAUUGACAGAGUGAGCCAAGUCGGUCCCAUCUUGGACAGACUCCUGAAGAGUGGAAUCAUCACUGCUGAUGGCUACAGUGACGUGACAGCUGAAAGAAAUAACCAGAAGAAGAUGAGGGCGCUCUUUGAUGGGCCCUUGAAAGGGUGUGGCCCCGAAUGCAAAGAUCAGUUCUUAGAGAUCCUGACAGAGCUGGAGCCAUACCUAAUCAAUCACCUGAAGCUGGAAUGAUGAGCUAGGUUGGUGAAAGGGGGGCAUUUGACAUUUUUGGGGAAAGAGCAUGAAUGAUGUCAGUUACACUUUGUUUUAUUUCUUUAUAAAAAGGUGCAUAGUAUAAUUAUUUUAUAUCAUUCCUUUUAUUUCUACAUGUACAGUUGGAAGUCGGAAGCUUACAUAAACAAGUUUUAAUGACUCCAACAUAAGUCUUUCAACCACUCUACAAAUUUGUUGCCAAAACUAUAGGACAUCUACUUUGUGCAUGACACAGGUAAUUUGUCCAACAAUUGUUUACAGAUUAUUUCACUUAUAAUUCACUGUAUCACAAUUCCAGUGGGUCAGAAGUUGACAUACACUAAAUUGACUGUGCCUCUAAACAGCUUGGAAAGAUCCCGAAAAUGAUGUCAUGGCUUUAGAAGCUCCUGAUAGGCUAAUUAAUAUCAUUAGAGUCAAUUGGAGGUGUACCCAUGAAUGUAUUUCAAGGCCUACCUUCAAACUCAGUGCUUCUUUGCUUGACAUCAUUGGAAAAUCAAAAGAAAUCAGCCUUGGGAUAAAUUGGUUCAUCCUUGGGAUAAAUUUCCAAGCGCCUGAAGGUACCUCGUUCAUCUGUACAAAAAAUAGUACGCAAGUAUAAACACCAUGGGACCACGCAGCCGUCAUACUGCUCAGGAAGGAGAUGCGUUCUGUCUCCUAGAGAUGAACGUACUUUGGUGCGAAAAGUACAAAUCAAUCCCAGAACAACAGCAAAGGACCUUGUGAAGAUGCUGGAGGAAACAGGUGAAAGAUGCUGGAGGAAACAGGUACAAAAGUAUCUAUAUCCACAGUAAAACGAGUCCUAUAUCGACAUAACCUGAAAGGCCGCUCAGCAAGGAAGAGGCCACUGCUCCAAAACCGCCAUAAAAAAGCCAGACUACGGUUUGCAACUGCACAUGGGGACAAAGAUCGUACUUUUUGGAGAAAUGUCCUCUGGUCUGAUGAAACAAAAAUAGAACUGUUUUGCCAUAAUGACCAUCCUUAUGUUUGGAGGAAAAAGGGGGAGACUUGCAAGCCGAAGAACACCAUCCCAACCGUGAAGCACAGGGGUGGCAGCAUCAUGUUGUGGGGCUGCUUUUCUGCAGGAGGGACUGGUGCACUUCACAAAAUAGAUGGCAUCAUGAGGAACGAAAAUUAGGUGGAAAUAUUGAAGCAACAUCUCAAAACAUCAGUCAGGAAGUUAAAGCUUGGUCUCAAAUGGGUCUUCCAAAUGGACAAUGACCCCAAGCAUACUUCCAAAGUAGUGGCAAAAUGUCUUAAGGACAACAAAGUCAAGCUAUUGGAGUGGCCAUCACAACACCAUGACUUCAAUCCUAUUGAAAAUUUGUGGGCAGAACUGAAAAAGUGUGUGCAAGCAAGGAGGCCUACAAACCUGACUCAGUUACACCAGCUCUGUCAGGAGGAAUGGACCAAAAUUCACCCAACUAAUUGAGGGAAGCUACCCGAAACGUUUGACCCAAGUUAAACAAUUAAAAAGGCUAUGCUACCAAAUACUAAUUGAGUGUAUGUAAACUUUUGACCCACUGGGAAUGUGAUGAAAUAAAUAAAAGCUGAAAUAAAUCUACUAUUAUUCUGACAUUUCACAUUCUUAAAAUAAAGUGGUGAUCCUAACUGACCUAAGACAGGGAUUUUUUACUCAGAUUAAAUGUCAGGAAUUGUAUUUGGUAUGUAAACUUCUGACUUCAACUGUAGGGGGGGGUCCUCCAAAUGUUUUGGGCAUCUAAAGCUCAUAUCCUGCAUUUCUACUGUUAUUGUAGAUACAUUCCAGUUAUAUUUAAACACUUCUAAUAAUAAUCAUGAAUAAUGAUGUGUGAGAAAGUCAAAACGCACAAAUAUCAUACCCUCGCAAAAAUGCGAACCUCCCCUGUUGUUGUAAUGGUGAGGUUAGCCUUGUCUUGGGGGUAUGAUAUGUGUGUGUCGUAACUUUCUCACUCAUUAUUAUCCGUAAUCAUAGUAUCAUCCACAUUAGUCUAGAAGUGUUUAGAAACAUUCUAUUCUUAUUUACAAUAAAGGUGCAUUAAAUGACAAUACAUUAUUUACCAUUAAUUUGUACGGGGCACAAAAUAAUCUGAGAAACAACUAAAACAGACAGCAAUUGCAUCCAACAAAUUUGUAGAUUCACCAGCUUGAUGUACUCAUUGUGUGCUAUGAAUGUGGGACCAAAUACUUAACUUGUGAAUUUGUCCCAAUACCUUUGCUCCCCUAAAAUGGGGGACUAUGUACAAAAAAAUGCUGUAAUUUCUAAACAAUUCACCCAAUAUGGGUGAAAAUAUCCUAAAAUUAAAGCUGACAGUCUGCACUUUAAGUUCAUAGUAAUUGUUUGAUUUAAACUCGCAUACAGAGAGUACUUAAGUACUUUUCACAGACCGUCAUGGGGCUGCAGAAAGGUUGCUAGAUCAAAUCCCAGAGCUGACAAGGUAAAAAUCUGUAAUUCUGCCCCUGAACAAGGCAGUUAACCCACUGUUCCUAGGCUGUCAUUGUAAAUAAGAAUGUGUUAUUAUUAACUGACUUGCCUAGUUAAAUAAAGGUUACAUUUAAAAAUAAAAAUAAUUAAUACUAUGGAAUUGUUUCUAGUCACCACCAGAUGGCAGUAUAUCGCCACAAUCUCAUGAAAGAAAUACUAUUAAAAUCGAUUUUAUUGGUCACAAACAUUUAGCAGAUGUUAUUGCGGGUGUAGUGAAAUGCUUAUUCAUCACUACCUUAAAAAGGUUCUACUCAAUACAUUGUUUCACUAAUUUACAUGAGUGUUAAGUCAGUACUUACGAUUUUGUCAUUUGAGUAGUGAUGAGCACAGUGGCGACCGCACAAUUUUUGGGGGAAUAGUGACAUUUGCGCGAUCGGUUUUCUAUCACUCAUUUACACAUCACGUCAAAGAUAUGUCACCGUGUGGGACUGGAUCAAUUAACCUUGUCAGAGUGGGCGCCCUGAUUCUAUUUUUUGAGCUGGGCAGGUCUCCCACUCAAAAGUACGAGAUGGGGAGGGGGGUCGGUUGACCUCAGGUCUCCCCACUGGAAGCCCGAUGGGGGAGAGGGGGAAUCUAUCAAACAGCGCACAUCUAACUGUGUACAGUACUAAUGCAAUUAGUCAAAUUAGUCACACUACCAAAUAAACCACAAUUCAUUCAUAAUAGUGUGAAUAUAUAGUUUCAGACAUAUUGUUGCAUUUUUUUCUGGUUUGUGCAAAAUCAUUAAAAAUAAAAUUAAACCAGUCUGCACACCACCAAGGUGAAUUGGUUUAGUCUUGACUCUUGGUUGACAUUGUUGGGGGAUGGGUAAUGUAUCGAUGCUCGAGUGCCAAACCAACACACAUGUUUUUGUGUGUUUUAAAUGUUAUGAUUAUUUUUGUGUUCCAAAUUUCUGAAUAAAAAUUACAGUUAGUGCAGAA